CUAGGGCCCCGCUGCCUCCUGCCAGCGCUUCCCCCGCCCCGGCCCCCCAAGCGGGGCUGCGGAUCGGCCCCCCACCCCCCCCAAGGGAAGGCUCGGAGGAGGGCGCCACCAGACUGGGGGAGGGGAGCCGCAUGGGGCCGUGAGAAGCCGCCGCUGAGAGCCGGGAAAUUCCCCUGGACGCCUGGGUCCCUCCGAGGUGUCGAUCUCAUACACCCCCCCACACACACAUUGUGAUCCUUGCCCGAAUGCCGGGGUCCCACUGAUCCCCCCCACCCCUCCAAUACGCUGACAAUAGGAGCCUGCGAGCUCCUUGCCUGGACGCCUGGGUCCUACCGAGAUUUCUACCCCCAUCCCCCGCAAUCUGACGCUGACAAUAGGAGUCUGAGAUCUCUUUGCCCGGACGCCUGGGUCCCCACUGCGCUGGAUCGUCGCUGACAAAAGGAGGUUUGGAACCUUCCCCUCCCCCGCACGCCUCGCCCGGACGCCUGGGUUCUGAGGAGCCCGCAGAGAAUUAGAACCCUCCCGCGCCGAAAGGAGCCGCCUUUUCGCCGCCCGGACGCCUGGGUUCCGCUACUUUCCCCCGGGAGCAGGGGCGGGGGAGAGCAGGGAGCCCCUUGAUUCCCCUGCCGGCUCCGCUAUCCCUCCUUCCCUGCCUCUCCCGCCUCCCCAGCUCUCUCUCUAUCCCUCCUUUCUCCCACUUCCUCGUUUCUUCUUUCCUCAGACCCCUCUAUCCUUCUUCCAUUCUUUCUCUAUCCUUGCUUCCCACUAGUCCUCGUUCCCUGACUCUCUAUCCCUCCCUUCCUCCGGCCUUACCUUCCUCCGGCCUUACCUUCCUCCUCGUAAACUAUUCCUUCAGUUCUGCCCCUUUUUCUCUCUCCUCCUCCUCUUAAACUCUCCUUCCUUCCCUGACACUCUCUCUAUCCCUCCCUUUCAUCCUCUUAAACUCUCCUUCCAUUCCCCCUCUUCUUCCAUCCCUCCUUCCCUGACACUUUCUCUAUCCCUCCCUUUCAUCCUCUUAAACUCUCCCUCCAUUCCCCCUCUUCUUCCAUCCCUCCUUCCCUGACACUUUCUCUAUCCCUCCCUUUCAUCCUCUUAAACUCUCCCUCCAUUCCCCCUCUUCUUCCAUCCCUCCUUCCCUGACACUUUCUCUAUCCCUCCCUUUCAUCCUCUCAAACUAUCAUCUAUUCCACCUCUCCCUCCAUCUCUCCUUCCCUGCCCCCCUCUCUCUCCCUUCCCCCCAUCCCCACUUCCCUCCCUGCCCCCCACAGCCCCGGGGCGAGGAUGGCGUCGGCUCAGGCACCGGCCCUGCCGGAGUGGAAGCUGCAGCUGCUGGAGAGGAAGCGGAAGGAAGAGGAAGAGGCGCGACGUAGAGAGCGGGAGCAGCAGGACCGCAUGGCCAAGAUGCCAGCCUGGAAGCGGGAGAUCAUCGAACGCCGCCGCGCCAAGCAGGGCUCCGGCGCCUCUUUCUCGGACCCGGAGGGCGGUGGCGGCGGAGCAGGGCCCCCCUCAGCUGUGGUGGGGCUGCCCAGCUCCGGGAUGGGCCAGGAGGAGAGCGCCGUGCUGCAGGAGAAGAUUGGCCCGGUGCACCAGAAUCCCUUCAUCCAGCUGGAGAAGCGGCGCAAGGAGACGGCGGCGCCGGAGGCCGAGCCGGCUGGUGCCAAGGCCAAGCAGUUGAUGGAGCUGUACAGCCAGCGCCCCGGGGUGAGGACCCUACGGGCCGACAACGUCAUCAUCAUUGAGUCGGUGCCGGGAGCGGCGCCGCCGGGGGCCGAGCGGCGGGCCGAGGCCAAAUCCGGCAGCGUGGAGUCCCUGAACGAGCUGCUGGCCCGGCGCGGCGGGAGCGUGACCGAGAUCCGGGCCGGCGAAGUCUUCAUUGUCAAAUCGGCCCUCAGCCGCAGCGUGGAAGACCUCAACUCCUUCGGCCAAAGCCACGGCGAGGCCGAUUGCCAGCUGGGGCUCCCGGAGCAACGCCGCGGGCGUGUCAGCAAGUUGCUAAGCCGCUUCGGCCAGGAGGACCCACCCCCGCACCCACUCAGGUCCCUCAGCACCGAGAACCUCGCCGAUGGCUCCUACGAACGCCCCCUGGCGGCAAGGAAACCACCCGGCUCGGCCCAGCGCCGUAGUGGCACACCCAGCCCUCCCCGCGACCUGCCGGGCCUGGCCCCCUCGCCACCUCCCUUUACCGUGGCUUCCUACCGCAGCCAAUUUGAAGCCAGGUCCGAGGCCUGGCCAGAGAGCCCUCCGAGGCGUUCCCCCACCGGCAAAGCGUGGGGCAGGGAGGCCGCCUCACCAGAGAGGGGAGCCAGGCUUGACGGUGGCAGCCCUGGCCUGGUGGUGCCGGGCCCUCGGAGCAGGGAGGCCAAUUCACCGGACAGGGGAGCCUGGCACUGUGGAAACACAUUGGCCAUGGUGCCAGGGCCUCAAGGCACGGAGGCCGCCUCACCAGAAAGGGGAACUAGGGGUGAUGGCAAUGCCAUGGCACCAGGACCGCGAGGCAGAGAAGCCGCCUCACCGGAGAGGGGAGCCAGGCUUGGCGGCGGUGCGUUGGCCGUGGGGCUGGGCCUACAAGCCAGAGAAGCCGCCUCACCGGAGAGGGGAGCCAGGCUUGGCGGCAGUGCGUUGGCCGUGGGAUCGGGCCUACAAGCCAGAGAAGCCGCCUCACCGGAGAGGGGAGCCAGGCUUGGCGGCGGUGCGUUGGUGGUGGGGCUGGGCCUACAAGCCAGAGAAGCCGCCUCACCGGAGAGGCGUGACGGUGCUGGCGACGGCUCGGGUGCGGUGAUACCGGGCCCACCGGGCAGAGAGGUCGCCUCUCCAGACAGUGGGGGUAGGGCAGACAACGGAGACGCCUCAUCCUCAGGCCCGCCUGCCGACACCAUCUUGGAUGCCGAGGCCCAGGCCAAAGCCGUGGCCAGCCUGCGUCUGCACUCGCGCAACUCCUUCGUGGUGGUGCCGCGCCGGGCGGCCGCCUCCCCUCCCCCAGACCCCGGUGAGGCUCGGCAGGAAACCAGCACUUCUCCUCCAAAGGCUGCCGCUGCUCCGGCCUCCACUUCCUCCUCCUCCUCCCCUAGCCGCGAGCAGCUUCCCCUCCCGGCCAGCACCGAGGAGCCGGCCGAGGGGGAGGCCAUGAGGCGCGGGGGCCGGGGGCCCCGGGAGCUGGGGGGCCCCUCUGCCCUGCCCCACCCGGCCGUGCAGCGCCGGAGUGGCAACACCAUCACCAUCAAUCCCCGCAAGGCGCCGGCGCCGGCCGUGGAGAACGGCGUGGAGGGCGAGGGGGGCCCCGCGGCGCCCGAGAAGGCGGCUGGCGCGCCACUGAAGAAGCGCUACCCGACGGCGGAGGAGAUCCAGGUGAUCGGGGGCUACCUGUCCCUGUCGAAAUCCUGCCUGGCCAAGAACGACCCCCACCGCAAAAAGUUGAAGAUCUCGUUCAGUGAGAGCCAGCUGGAGCGCACCUUCCAGUACCCAUCCGAGGGGUCCCUGCUGGAGGAGUUUGGGCCCCCUGAGGAGUCGGACGUGCUGGCCUCUGCCAGCCCCCACGGGGAGGAUGACGAGGAAGAGGAGGAGCUGCUGCUUCUCCAUCGCGGCCUGCCGGGUGUGCUCAGGACCAAAUCCCUCAUCGUGGAUGAAUCCUGCAGGCGGUAACCCCGCAGAACCCCCACUCAUGGUGGGGAGCCGGGGCGGGUGCAGAAGGUGCCCUGCCAUGACUGGGUCCCGACUGGCCCCUUCUGUUUCGUCUUCCAGUAAAAUCCCAGCAAGAACAAGGACUGGAGGGAGCUCGGCUCCAGUUUCCCUGGCUGUGCCUAGGCUAGAGCAGCCACCCUCCCAUUUGACUGCUCCCCUAAGGUCCAGAGAGCCUUCAGGAACAAACCCACUGCAGCCAGCAGGGGGCGCUCUGCACCACCUGGACUGUGCUGGGAGAGCCCAUUCCCACUGCAGCCAGCAGGGGAUGCUCUGCACCACAUGGACUUUGCUGGGAGAGCCCAUUUCCACUGGGGGCACUCUGCACCAGGUGGACUUUGCUGGGAGAGCCCAUUCUCACCGCAGCCCGCGGGGGGUCUCUCUGAACCAUGUGGACUGUGCUGGGAGAGCCCAUUCCCACUGCAGCCAGCGAGGGGCGCUCUAAACCCCGUGGACUUUAUUGCCACCAAGAGGUCACCUGGUCUACCUUCAGCCAAAGGUUAAAGGUCACAUCCCCUCCCGAAGAUGGGUAUGGAUGGGAUAAUUAUGGGUGGGAGGUGGCAAAGAAAACCAACCCCCCACCAUACACACAUGCAUUUUUUGUAACUCUUGAAUCCUUUUUCUAGGGGGCAUCAUCCAGAAGGGAGAACUUCUGUUUUCCAAUUUUUACUUCCUAAUAAUGCUGCCAGGGUGGUCAGAGUUAAGGGGAUUGUAGUUUAGGAGGGGGUGGGGGUGGGGUUUAUUGGGGAAGGGAGGGGAGGGGUCACUUUGUUACUUGAUAGGGUCCAGUCAUAAUUGCAGAGGAGCGGAUCACUAUCGGAGGGCGGGGCAAUCUGUGACUGGGGUGGAGCCAGUUGAGAAUGGGGCGAAGCCAGUCAGUAUUUGGAGAGUGGGGCAAAUUGCUACUUUGCAGGGGUGGGUGGGCCAUUUGCAAGUGUUCUGGAGCUAGUUACAGAUGGGACCAUUUUUAUGUACUUCAGGCAGGACUAGUUGUGUUUGGUGGGGAGUGGGGCAGUAGGCGGUUUGGGGGUGGGAGGUGGAGCCAAUCAGGAAUUGGGGAGGGACCAGCUGUGACUGGAGAUGGGGGGAGGAGGUGACUGAAGUGGAGGGCGGGUCAACGGUGUGACUUCCUGUUUUAGCCAUCCCACUUCCUGUGUAGGUGGAGCAAUUUCACCAUCUUUUAUGGGUGGGGGAGGGGGGUCGUGCCAUUCAGAGCCUCUGAUGGGCAGGCGUGGGAAUGGAGGGACAGUGGAAUUGGAUGUGUGGGGACAAGAAUGAGGAUGGAGGGAACGAGGAAUGGGAUGAGUGCGGAGGGUGGGGCACGGAUGGAUGGAUGAGCUCCUCCUCUGUGAGUUUAGUUCGUUCUCGUUAUUAUUAAUUCAUUUUCCUUUGCACUGGGGGGAGCAGCCGCAUCCUCACCCGGGAACAAGGGUGCGAGUGAAUGAACAAGUGCGGCAGGCUCCUCCCCCUGCCCAGGGAGCAGGGGCAGACGUGUGGUCACAGGGGAGUGGGGUUCAAUGAGGCAUCAGCCCCCCCCACACGCCCAUUUAACUCCCACCCUGCUCUGAGCAGGAGGUACUGAUGCUGCGUCUGAGCUCUGGCAGGGGGAGGGAGGCUGCAUCCGGCCAGUUCCAAUAGUGUUUUUUUAUAUAUAUUAUAAUAAUAAAACAGAUGUUGCACGUGAA
Molecule: messenger RNA, 5360 nt
Organism: Caretta caretta (loggerhead turtle)
Lineage: Eukaryota; Metazoa; Chordata; Testudines; Cheloniidae
Gene: PPP1R18
Product: protein phosphatase 1 regulatory subunit 18
Molecular function (GO): phosphatase binding
Source: RefSeq, a predicted model, not a curated record